Molecule: messenger RNA, 5915 nt
Organism: Mugil cephalus (flathead mullet)
Lineage: Eukaryota; Metazoa; Chordata; Actinopteri; Mugiliformes; Mugilidae
Gene: adcy2a
Product: adenylate cyclase 2a
Exons: 25
Coding region: 57-3686 (1209 amino acids)
Biological process (GO): cAMP biosynthetic process; adenylate cyclase-activating G protein-coupled receptor signaling pathway; adenylate cyclase-inhibiting G protein-coupled receptor signaling pathway
Cellular component (GO): plasma membrane
Molecular function (GO): adenylate cyclase activity
Source: RefSeq, a predicted model, not a curated record
UCUGCGCUUCCCCUCAUUUUCCACCCCAACAUGUUGGCAGGGGGAACAGGAUCAGGAUGCUGCGCUCUACCCUUGGUGCGUUCUUGCCACCUCUCCGGCCAGCGCGCGCUGCCUCUGACUCAGCCUCAGCCUCAUCAUCAGCAUUUAGUUGUCUCCGUCUGAAGGACUUGGGAGAAGAGGUGGAAGAGGAACCGAAUAAUAAGCUGGAGCCCAGGAGCUCUCGCUCCAGGCUCUCCAACAGGAACAACAACAGCAGGAGGACUGAACAGAGCAACUGCUCCUCAUCUGUGGUGGAAACUAAUACCUCAGCAGUGACAACCUCCUCCUCCUCUGGCUUCCCUCCCUCCUUUUCCUCCCUCUCGGCUCCAAGAUCCAUGUGGCAAGAGGCAAUGAGAAGGAAGCGGUAUCUCCUUGACCGGGCAGGGGAGUCUGGAGAAGUGGAUAAAGGGGGAGGAAGAGGUGGUCAGAAGAGGAGGAACAGGUCCCCGGACUGGCUAUAUGAAUCCUACUACUGUAUGAGCCAGCAGCAUCCUCUGAUUGUGUUUUUGCUCCUCAUAGUGAUGGGAGCGUGCCUGGCUCUGCUGACUGUGUUCUUUGCUUCGGGACUGAACAUUGCGGACCAUGUGGCCUUUGUAAUCACUGUGCCCACGGCACUGGCUAUAUUCCUGGCUGUGUUUGUGCUUGUCUGCAUUGAGUCCAUCUUCAAGAAGCUUUUACGGGUUUUCUCCCUGGUCAUCUGGGCUUGCUUGGUUACCAUGGGUUACCUUUUUAUGUUUUCUGGCGGGAUCAUCUGUCCGUGGGAUCAGGUGUCGUUCUUCCUGUUCAUCGUGUUUGUGGUGUACACCAUGCUGCCGUUCUCCAUGCGGGACGCCAUCAUCGCCAGCGUCCUGACGUCUGCCUCUCACACCGUUGUCUUGAGCGUCUGCAUGUCCACCACAGCUGAUCACAUGGAGCCGGUGGUGUGGCAGAUUUUGGCAAAUGUCAUCAUUUUCCUGUGUGGCAACAUGGCCGGGGCAUACCACAAGCAUCUAAUGGAGUUGGCACUUAAACAGACGUACCAUGACACCUGCAACUGCAUCAAGUCCCCAAUUAAACUGGAGUUUGAGAAGAGACAACAGGAGCGUCUCCUGUUGUCUCUGCUGCCCGCUCACAUUGCCCGCGUCAUGAAAGCUGAGAUCAUCCAGAGACUGAAGGGUCCAAACUUUGGCCAGAUGGAGAACACAAACAACUUUCACAACCUCUACGUUCAAAGGCACACCAACGUCAGUAUACUUUAUGCUGAUAUAGUAGGAUUCACACGACUGGCCAGUGACUGCUCACCCGGAGAGUUGGUGCACAUGCUGAAUGAGCUGUUUGGCAAGUUUGAUCAGAUUGCGAAGGAAAAUGAAUGUAUGCGGAUUAAAAUCCUUGGCGAUUGUUACUACUGUGUGUCUGGCCUGCCGGAGUCGCUGCCGAAUCAUGCAAAAAACUGUGUGAAAAUGGGUCUGGACAUGUGUGAGGCCAUAAAGAAGGUGCGAGAUGCCACGGGGGUUGACAUCAACAUGCGCGUCGGCGUUCAUUCUGGGAAUGUCCUGUGCGGCGUGAUUGGACUUCAGAAAUGGCAGUAUGACGUUUGGUCCCAUGACGUCACGCUGGCCAAUCAUAUGGAGGCAGGAGGAGUGCCAGGGCGAGUCCACAUCACCUCGGUGACCCUGGAGCACCUGAAUGGUGCCUAUAAGGUGGAAGAUGGGGAUGGACAAGAAAGAGAUCCCUACUUAAAGGAACAUGGAGUUAGCACAUAUCUUGUCAUCAACCCAAAGGUCGAGCGUCGGAGCCCCCAGCAUCACUACAGACCCCGUCAUACUCUGGACGGGGCAAAGAUGCGGGCUUCAGUCAGGAUGACCCGCUACCUGGAGUCAUGGGGAGCAGCCAAGCCCUUCGCCAACCUACACCACAGAGACAGCAUGACUAAUGAGAACGGGAAGAUCAACACUGCUGAUGUGCCGAUGGGGCAGUAUCAGUUCCAGAGGAGAUCAGAAAGGACAAAAUCUCAGAAGAAGCGGUUUGAGGAGGAACUCAAUGAGAGGAUGAUCAGGACCUUUGAUGGGAUAAAUUCACAAAAGCAGUGGCUCAAGUCUGAAGACAUUCAGAGAAUAUCACUAUUCUUUCACAACAAAUCCUUAGAGAAAGAGUACAGAGCAACAACCUUGCCGGCCUUCAAAUACUAUGUCACCUGCGCCUGUCUGAUCUUUUUCUGCAUAUUCAUCGUGCAGGUCCUCGUCCUGCCAAAGACGACUAUACUGGGGAUAUCUUUUGGCAUGGCUUUUCUUAUCCUCUCCUUGAUCCUCUUCAUAUGCUUCAUCGGACACUUCAUGCACUGCAGCAAAAGCGCUUCUACUUCUUGGAUGUGGCUGCUCAGGUCAUCUGUCAUUAUUGCCAACAAGCCAUGGCCCCGCAUCACUCUCACCAUGACAACCACAGCUCUAAUUCUCAUAAUGGCAGUCUUCAAUAUGUUCUUCUUGGAAGACAAUUUGUUGCCUCCAGUUCCUAUUUACAAUUCAUCUAAUGAAACAUUAUUUUACCCUAAUGGGCAUCUUAUCGCUGGCAAAAACAACUUCUACCUUCCCUAUUUAAUUUACAGUUGCGUCCUGGGCCUGAUUUCUUGCUCAGUGUUCCUGAGGAUAAACUACGAGCUCAAGAUGGUUAUCAUGUUGACAGCAGUGGUGGUCUACAAUGUCAUUAUUCUUCAAACGCACGCCCCUCUGCUGGAUGAAUACAGCCAAUUUCUAUACAAGACUGAAAGCCUGGACAGACCGGGGGUUCUCAAAGAUCUGAAGACUAUGGGCUCUAUCUCCCUCUUUAUCUUCUUCAUCACUCUGCUUGUACUUGCCAGACAGAAUGAAUAUUACUGUAGGUUAGACUUUCUGUGGAAGAACAAGUUCAAGAGGGAGUGUGAGGAGAUCGAAACCAUGGAGAACCUGAACCGGGUUUUGCUGGAGAAUGUCCUGCCUGCGCACGUCGCUGAGCACUUCUUGGCACGCAACUGGAAGAAUGAGGAUCUGUACCACCAGUCCUAUGACCUGGUGUGUGUCAUGUUCGCCUCCAUCCCGGACUUUAAAGAGUUCUACACCGAAUCUGACGUCAACAAGGAGGGGUUAGAGUGCCUCAGGCUCCUCAACGAAAUCAUCGCUGACUUUGAUGAGCUGCUUUCCAAACCUAAAUUCAGCGGCGUGGAAAAGAUCAAGACGAUUGGCAGCACUUACAUGGCGGCCACCGGGCUGAACGCAUCACCUGGACCGGAGUACACAUCCCAGGAGCAUGACCGGCAGUACAUGCACAUAGGAACCAUGGUUGAGUUUGCGUUUGCCUUGGUGGGAAAGCUGGACGUCAUCAACAAACACUCCUUCAACGACUUCAAACUCAGAGUUGGUAUUAACCACGGCCCAGUGAUAGCUGGUGUCAUUGGAGCCCAGAAACCACAGUACGAUAUCUGGGGGAACACUGUGAAUGUAGCCAGCAGAAUGGACAGCACUGGAGUUCUAGGGAAAAUACAGGUGACGGAGGAGACAAGUCGCAUCCUCCUCACCCUGGGCUACAUGUGCUCUUGUCGAGGCAUCAUCAAUGUCAAGGGCAAAGGAGAACUCAAGACAUUUUUUGUCCACACAGAGAUGACUCGCUCGCUGUCCCAAGGGAAUGUAAUGCCUUAAGACUGUGUCAGAAUGUUCUGGAUUCAAACAGGCACAAAGAACAGACUUUCAUCUCAGUGGAGGAGGGUCGAUCUUCUCAUUGCUGUGGUAAAAGAAACGGGAUGUGAGGCGGAGGGUGAGGGAAUCGGAUCUGCACCGCGAGGAGGGGAGAGUCAGAUCUUACUUUUGCAUUGCAAACGACCUAUGCCACAGCUGUAGAAUACAUUUUGUCACUUAUGUAAUUGUAAGUGUAGCAUGUACAGCAAGUAGGCAUCCCUUGAAAAUAUAAUGUAAUAUGAAUGUCGGAGCAAGAAACGUCUCAAAUGGUCCAAAAUGAAUAUUCUGACUCCGUUCCGUGUGGCUAGUUUCUAUCACUAAACCCGGGGGCAUAGAACUGAACUCACUUUGCAGAUCUCUAUACAUUUUUGCAUACCAACUGAUGUAUAAUAAGAAGUAGAGAAGCAAAUUGCAUGGCAAUUUUCUGCAAAGCAUCGGUUUCAGAGAAAACAGCACAACGAUAGGUUGGUGUUAUAAAUAUAAGCAAGUUGGCCCAAAACUAAACCAAACGCAGAGGCCUCGUUUUUUUUUUUUUUUCUUCCUUCAACAUCUAACCUGGGACAAAUGUCCAGCUGUAGUACCCGUGUUCACACCUUUGGUUGCACUUGAGAUCCGAUCUCAGUUUCAUUCUCCGUAUGCGAAUAAACACCGACAUCAUUUGGGGUUGAAUGUUGUAACAGCUGCUGUCUGCAGUGGAUUACUACCUACAACUGUAUCACAACUGAGACAGGCUGUGAAGUCUCUCUCAUUGACUGAAGGCAGCACACGUGUUGUUAUUUAUUUAUUUAUUAUUUAUUUAUCCAUCUGUCUCAGCCCUGAUGUACAAAGCUCAGAUUAUAACCGAGCCCUGGAAGGUUCCUCGCGUGCUGUAAUUUCACCGCUGUGCUGUUGGAGCAGUGACAAAAAAAUCUCUGGUAAUAAAUUUACUAUUGAGGAAACGCGUAACUCAGCUCCGCACGGUUCCUUAUAUAUCAGCGUGGUGGCGUCAGUAAUGAACGUAACCACAUGCCGACAUGUUUAUUAAUGACAGAAUCGCACACUGUGUACUCACAUUAUUAAAUCAUUUCAUUUGUUAACUCUUUGUUUAGGUUUGUUUAAAAAACGAGCUGGUUAAAAACUACAAGGACAGAGUAGUUUCUCAUUACCAAUGAACAGACAUCACUUAUGGUGUUCUUUUCCUUUUUCAAGGCAACCACUUCUAAUAGGCGUUGUUUUUCCUGAAUAAAUGAGACUAAACUCUGCUGAACGGGCGGUCCUUGAUGUUACCCAGGAUGCAUUGUGUGUUCACAUUAGCAAAGGAAUACAGUCAAAUACAUUCCAGACCACCUCUAAACGUGGUCUGAGAUCGGGUCCAUUAAAUGUAACCUCAACACGUCCUCGGUGUGUCCACAACUGUACUUAAAGCUUUCCACGAGGUCAGAACGGGGCCAGACUGAUUUGAAAAUCGAAGCAAAUGACAAAUAAUAAAAGGGAAAAUGGCAUGACAAAGAUUUAGGUUAAAAAAAAAAAAAAAAAAAGACACAGCCAGCCAACAAGGUGUACAACGUGUACAUAAGUUCAUCAGCCUUGUUAGAAGCACGGAGUCGUGGAUGUAUCUUAAAGGCAGCGGGGGACUAUAAAAGGAAAACACAGAAUCUAUGAAUAUAUUGUGAUAUUCUUGCAGGGCCAGGUUUUCCAAAGCAGUCUUUUCACUUUCAUCAUCUUGUCUGCACUGACUGCGUUUACGGUUUUGAUCAGAUCUGUCAAUGCGUGCUGACAACAGAAGAUCUAGGGCCAGAUGCAUAAAGAUGCACAGACUUCAGAUCAAACUGCUGGGUAAAUAAGGAGAUUAGGAUGAGACGCCAAAUCUAAUUGCGUUACUUUUUGAAAUCUUCGCAUCAAUCUGAAAAAAGAAAAUGAAAUUAUAAAUGUAAUAUUAAGUGGUGAAUCAGAUCUCAUAAAGAUUGCGAUAAGUCUUUCUUUGUGCACAUAAAGCUUUAUGCAUCCGGCCCAUGAAAGACAUGGCACACGGAGAUGAUUUUAGUGUCGAGACUUUAUUUUGGGAAGUCCAAACCUGAUGUGUGUACAGGGUAGCAUCAGAGCGCGUAUAGAGUACGGUGGUUUUGUAAGAAAAGAAAAUUCUACCAAAAAAGUGUUUUGAUGUUUUCAUGACGCCAUUGUUUUUUGUAAAAACUUAAUAAACAUUUCUAUGUA